Molecule: messenger RNA, 1355 nt
Organism: Halteromyces radiatus
Lineage: Eukaryota; Fungi; Mucoromycota; Mucoromycetes; Mucorales; Cunninghamellaceae
Exons: 7
Coding region: 1-1326 (441 amino acids)
Source: RefSeq, a predicted model, not a curated record
AUGAACUUUAUUUCAUCUCUUUUGGAAACGAUUCAUAACAGCACCACUGGAUCUGUUGAGCAUCCUUACUCCAAUGAACCCGAAGAACUUAUCAUGCAUUGCAAGGAUCUCAAGUUGUGGAUUCAAAAUGAAGGUCUUCGCUCUGGUGUCGAAUGGUAUCAUCGAAGUGGUGGUAGAAAUAUCAAAAGAAAUGGUAUGUUUUUCUCCCGAUUUGGCAAUCACGAUGGCACUGAUUACACUGGACCAGUAGAAGAAAUCCCACCUACUUCAGCUACUCAAUAUGAUAAUACGUAUACCAUCGAAGUGGAUCACCAACAACGAAACAACGCAACACCAUGCAUGAAAACAUUCCUUGCAAUUGCUCUGCCAAAAUCAUAUUUGGAUGACUUGGUCUCUACUCCUGUUUCGUCUGUCGCUCGUCGUGCUUUGACAAGAACAUCUUACAAAAUUUCCCUGGAAAACAAUGAUGUCAAUGCCUCUUUGCCUACGUCUCUUCGAAUUGGCUGUCAAGAAGUUUAUUAUGCUAUGGCAAAGACACUUCGUCAGAAGGCAUAUUUACACAAGGAAGUCAAGGAAAGCUUGCAACUAUGGCAUAACAAGAUUAUUAAUGAAGGUGAUCAUUGGUUGGUCAAGAACCUGGAUGCUAUGGAAUUGGGCAUGUUUUUAUUCGCUUUCAUGUCUGACUGGCAACUGAAAAGCCUUCGUGAAAAUGGCGUCGAAAUGGUGUGUAUGGAUUCAACGCAUGGUACCUUUACAAUUCCAAUGGCAAUGAUGGAUGUGAUACCGAAAUCAGGGCUAUUAGGAACGCAUAUGGUGGUGGUACUCAAAUCAACAUCUGUCAGUGGCAUAUCAUUAGGAAUUGGAAAAAAAGCCAUUGUUAGCAAGGUUCACCCGGUCCAAGGCCAACGUCUGCCGUCUUCUGUGGUCUCUGCUCGUAGGCAAGAAGCCUUGGAAUGUCUGAUGAAUUUAAUGCAUGCUGCUGAUGAGGAUUCUUUCGAAAUGGCGUACGAUGAAUUGAACAUUUGGUGCACGGAUCAAGAAGAUAUAUGGGACUGCGCAGAUUUACUGGUAUACUUUGAUCCGUUACAAUUAUCAAUUGAUUACACCUGUUUACGUUCGCCGCGACCGUUGGAUUCUUUGACGACUGCGAUCAAUGUUUAUGUUGCCGACUCUGCUGAUGAAGAUGAAGAUGAUAACGAUACACCUAAUGGAACGUUGGAUGAUGGCAACCUAAUGGAAUUGAUGGUAUCAGUUGCAGUUGCUGAUGGAAGGAACGAAGUCGCUGGCUUCACCGCUUACGCUAUUCACACCUUCAGUAUCAUGUAACGUCAAAGACAGGAUAUUGCAUGUUUAAC